GUCAGAAGAAGGAGUUCUGGUGAGUCUUCGGAAGAAUCACUAAAUAUCGUUAGAGGCAGAGGAAAUAACAGAGGUAGUGGGAGCAGGAACAGACGAAUGAGUCGAUCGAAGACUCGGGAUAGCUCAGGCGUAACAUGCUGGAAGUGCAAGGAGAUGGGGCAUUUUUGGAAUCAGUGCCCGAAAGAGGAUAAACAAGUUAACAUUGCUAGAGGCUCCGCAAGCGACGAGGAUUUGUUUGUCUGCUAUGCUGAGAGCAGUGUGGAUUCCUGGGUCAUGGAUUCUGGUGCUUCAUUUCAUGCUACCCACAGCAGUGAAGCAUUACAGAAUCUAUUGUUGGGGACUUUGGAAAGGCAGUUGGACGAACACGGACACGAGGUGAUGUUCGGAAACGGGCAGUGGAAGGUCGUGAAGGGAAAUCUUGUCAUGUCCCGCGGAAGGAAGAGUGGGUCGCAGUACAUGGUCGAAUUACCGUCUGAGGGAGUGACCGUCCCAGUUAAGACGAGAAACAAAGUCCGGUUCACAGAGUCUCGUGGGCAGAAGAAGGUUUUCUAUGCAAGAGAGAAACCCAGAGCCACAGCCAAGGUUCUUAGAAGACAGUGGGUCCAAAGAACCAGUAUUCCAGCUGUUGAAAUGUCUCUAGAAGAUUUCUUGCUGACUAUGGAGAUUGUUUGUUCUCAGGAUGUUCCAGGAUCCGGCAGUGCAUGUGUGCAGUGGGAGCCGGUAGGGACCGAGGAUGAGUCAGGGGCAGUUCAAGCCAUGACUGAUGGGUUGAAACUUAGGAGAGUUUCAACAGAGUCUUCUCGAUGAUCAAGAAGGCUGGUGUCAACUAGAGGUAAUAAGAAUGAUGAAUAAGGAAAUAUCCUGGAGGGCAGCAGGGGCAGAGAGGUGGAUGGAUGCUGGCUGGAGGAGCUAUCUAGUUUAGCUAUUGCAUUUAAAUUAAUUGUGUUUUUAAGGGCAAAAACCCAAAGUUGUAUUUUGAUUAAAUACUUAAAGGCUUC
Molecule: messenger RNA, 998 nt
Organism: Cuscuta campestris
Lineage: Eukaryota; Viridiplantae; Streptophyta; Magnoliopsida; Solanales; Convolvulaceae
Source: the annotation of a GenBank genome assembly